Molecule: messenger RNA, 885 nt
Organism: Ziziphus jujuba (common jujube)
Lineage: Eukaryota; Viridiplantae; Streptophyta; Magnoliopsida; Rosales; Rhamnaceae
Exons: 4
Coding region: 220-681 (153 amino acids)
Source: RefSeq, a predicted model, not a curated record
UUUGUCAAAACAUAGUUGACUUAAUAGUUGGCUAGUAAUAUGGUGGGGUCCACCGUCCAUGGGUGACAAGUUUCGGAAUCAUGGUUUGGUCGCGCCGGUAAUGGUGGUGGAUUGGCGCACUUUGGUCUUCUUCAUUCUUGGGCUCUCUUUCUUCUUUAUGUCUCUUGGUGGUGGGUUUGAAAGAAUUUCUUUCACUUGAAAUCUUUACCAAAAAAGAAAAUGGAGGGAUAUCAACAAGCAUGGAGGCCAAGGUUGUCCUUCAAGAACGCCACCAUAUUGGUCUGUUUGAUGAACCUCAUCACUGUCCUUCUCUUGCUUCAGGGUUUUCUUUCUUCUUCUUCUUCUUCUUCUUCCCGCUCCAAAUUUUCAUCCUCUGAGUUCAAUUCAGUUCAAUUAAGGUACAUCAGGGAAUCUGAAGAGAUCCGUCUUGCUAUGCAACCCUUGGAACUGAUAAAAAGGGUGAAGGAAAUUCAGAAAGAAGCAUACGCAGAACCAGAAAGAGUCCAAGAGAAAGAUGUAAAGCAGACCGCUGCUGCUGGUCUUUCAAAAAGGCUAAAGGAUUUGCGCUCCCUUAAUGAUGCUGCAAGUUUGAAAGCUCUGGAGGAGUGGCGGAAACGGAAGAUGGAACGAGAUAGACUGCGGCAACUUGAGAAAAAUGGUACCGCCAUAUCUCAAUCUUGAAAGGAUUAUCACAACCAGCUUACUGAUUAUGCUGGUACUUUGAUAUUGGGUGAUUUGGCAAUUCUUGUUGACAACAAAAUAUCAAGUUGUAUGGAAUUGUUAUACGUGUAUAUAUAAAUAUAUCACAAAAAAAUUUCCAUAAACACAGUUUCUUGUAACCCCUGAAACAUUUUCUUUUUCUAAUUAAAGGGCGGACUUCAAUCA